Striga asiatica is the source of this 1755-nucleotide messenger RNA. NCBI's taxonomy places the organism in Eukaryota, Viridiplantae, Streptophyta, Magnoliopsida, Lamiales, Orobanchaceae. The record is from the annotation of a GenBank genome assembly.
CUUCACAGUGUUCACACACUCUUCACGCACAAGCGUUCUCACAGACCUUCACGCCAAACAAACCUCCCUAUUUUUACCCUUUCUCUCACACACAGUAAGCGUGUAAAUUCAUCUUCAGGCCAUCCGAUUCGUGUUCAGACUGGGAGAUUCGUUUAUAGCUUUGAUCGGCGCUUGAUCGUCGGUUCGGAGGUCGCCGGGUAGCUUACGUGACGCUGAUGGAGCCUCUUCGUGGUCGGAUUUGGUGUUUGUCCAAAACUGCGUAUUUGCUUUAGAAAUUGUUGAGGAGCUAAUAGCGAAUUUUGGUAGCCAAAGACCUUUUCUUGAUCGGCUAUCUUUCACUGUAGAAUUUGAAGUCGUCCUCGUUGACUCGAAUUCUCAAACUGAGCGUGCUGUGGAAAAUUGGAGCCGGAAAAUAAUUAAAAAAUCCAGAAAAUAUCAGCGGCCUUCGAAUUUCUUCUCCUCGCACAUAAAAAAUCCAUGCCUUAUCCCAUGAAGAUCCAGCCGAUUGAUUUCAAUGCACCGCUGGAGCCGCAGCCCAAACCCGAGGCAGUGGCGAAACCAAUACUGAAGUUGAAAUUCCGGCGGCUUUUCGAGAAACCCUUUUCCGGCGUGCUGAGAACAUCGGCGCCGGAAAAGCUUCCCGGAGCAGCUGAGCUGCCGCCGCCGCCGCUGAACGGCGGCAAGGAUGGCAUGGAGGAGUUUGAGCCGAGCUCCGUUUGCCUAGCGAAAAUGGUUCAGAAUUUUAUGGAGGACACUAACGAAAAGCAGAAAUGUGGAAGGAAAAAAUGCAAUUGCUUCAAUGGGAGUGGCACAGAUAGCUCCGAUGAGGAUUCCGAAUCAUACAAUGCAUCUGGUCACGCAUGCGAUGUUCUCAAGAGUCUAGUCCCCUGCUCGAGCAUCGCGGAGAGAAAUCUGCUGGCCGACACCGCGAAAAUAGUCGAUAAAAACAAAAUCGGUAAGCGAAAAGACGAGUUCUGCAGAAAAAUCGUGGCAGAUGGCCUAAUUGCUCUUGGGUACAAAGCUUCAAUCUGCAGAUCAAAAUGGGAGAAAACCCCCUCUUUUCUGGCUGGGGAAUACGAAUACGUGGAUGCAAAAGUUGAAUGUGAGCGGCUAAUAAUCGACAUAGAUUUCAGAUCGGAAUUCGAAAUCGCGAGGCCCACAAAGGCAUACAGACAGGUGCUCCAAACUCUGCCCAACAUAUUCGUGGGGAAAGCCGAACGUCUCGAGAAAAUCGUGAGUGUAGUAUCCGAAGCUGCCAAACAGAGCCUAAAGAAACGAGGCAUGCCCGUGCCUCCAUGGCGUAAAGCCGGUUAUGUGAAGGCUAAAUGGCUCUCGCCCUUUACUCGGUCGAGCUCGAGCCAUGAUAACGAGAAAAUCGAUGAUGAUGGUGAUUUUGUGUUUGUUUUUUCUAACAGUAACAGCCCUUGUGAAGGAGAUGAUGGGGUGAAGAAGCCAUUGGUGACAAAAUGGGAGCCAUUGGAGAUUAGGCCUAUGAAUGUGAACAGAGGAGUGAAGCUAGUUACUGGUCUAGCUUCUAUAAUUGAGGAUAAACCAUAAAAUUUUUGGUCUUUUUGUGUGUGUGUGCGUUGUUAGUAACUUUUGAUCAGUUAAUCAGUAGAAUGGAUUUGGAGGCGAUCUUUGAUGGUAUCGUGGUAAUUCCCUUGGGUUUUUUUAUGCAAGGGGUGUCGGAAAAUUUAAUAUAGUGUACUAACAUCAUGAAUAAAUAAAAACAGAACUUUGUUGUGUGUGUAGUAA